Messenger RNA from Schistocerca gregaria, 739 nucleotides. Its product is annotated as dual specificity protein phosphatase 23-like. The transcript is spliced from 2 exons. Gene Ontology annotation, molecular function: protein tyrosine/serine/threonine phosphatase activity. NCBI's taxonomy places the organism in Eukaryota, Metazoa, Arthropoda, Insecta, Orthoptera, Acrididae. The record is from RefSeq and is a predicted model, not a curated record. The coding region runs from base 56 to 553 and encodes 165 amino acids. Gene Ontology annotation, biological process: cilium assembly; protein dephosphorylation.
CGAACUACGAAGUAGUUAAGUACUAUUGCGGGGUACACGAGUGUUGGCGCCUUAUAUGGCAGAGUCAGUAGAUAAUUAUUGUUGUCCACCUUGGAACUUUUCGUGGAUCGUUCAGAAUGAAUUAGCUGGAAUGGCAUGGCCACAGACCGCUGCGAAUAUUCGUUUCUUGAUUAAUGAGGGAAUAAAACACAUUGUAACACUAUCUCCAGAGAAGAAACCUCCUGUCCACGCAUUUCCAGACAUCGCGUGGACAGAAAUUCCCAUAAAAGAAUUUCGAUCGCCAUCGAUAACCCAGAUUAAAAAGUUUAUAAAAAUUUGCGAAUUAGCCUUAAAAAAGAGUGAGCCAGUAGGUGUCCACUGCCGAAUGGGACGAGGAAGAACAGGUGUAAUGGCAGCAUGUUAUCUUGUGAGGUUUCAUGAUUUAUCGCCAGAGAGAGCAAUAACAAAUAUUAGACUCAUGCGACCUGGGUCUGUAGAAACAUAUGAACAAGAAAAAGCUGUAAUUGCAUACACUGAUUAUCUUCGCAGCGGUAAUGAGCUAGCAAAUCUGUAAGCCCCCAGUUAAAGGUAUUCUUUGUAAGUUUCUGCAAAUUGCCACUCAUUGUAUUUUUUAUGCUCGAUAUGAUUUGUUUUAUUUCUAAUUUGUCAUAUAAUAUUUCUGCUGGAAGAGCUUCAUAUUAAGCACAUGUAUUGCACUGUCCAAAUUAUGAAUGAGUAUAAAGCAUAUUCUUGCAAGUUA